This is a messenger RNA of Blepharisma stoltei, 750 nucleotides long. NCBI's taxonomy places the organism in Eukaryota, Ciliophora, Heterotrichea, Heterotrichida, Blepharismidae. The record is from the annotation of a GenBank genome assembly.
AUGUUACAUCAAUCUCUUAAAACAGUGAAAAAUUUGACUAGCAAUGCUGAACUCUUUGCAAGUAUAUCUCGAAGAUUCCUCGAUAUGUUUGUUACAUUUCCAGUCCCACUUUACCUUCGAGUAGCGUUUCACGAUGCAGGGACUUUUGAUGUAGUUACAAAGAAAGGUGGCCCAAAUGCAAGUGUGUUGAAUUCCAUAGAGAUGAAUAGGACUGAGAACAGUGGAUUCUUAAACAUUAAAGAUACUUAUUUGAAUAUUAAAACUGAAAACCCAGCAGCAUCGAUGGCAGACAUCAUUCAAAUAGGAGGCUAUGUCGCUGUGAGUCAUUGUGGAGGUCCAGUAAUGCCAUUUAGAUUUGGAAGAGUUGACUGCAGCGGGUCAGAAAGUGACACAGAUGGGCAAAUACCCUUCCCAUCUACCAAAAACAUUAGAGCAAUCUUCCGUAAUAUGGGAUUUUCUGAUGUUGAGCUUGUAGCUUUAAGCGGAGCUCAUACUUUGGGAGGCAUAAGAUUCAACCCACCUGGGACAUUUACACCAUUUACAACGAAUCCAUUGGUAUUUGAUAAUAGCUAUUUCAAACUAUUGUUACAGACUAAAAAUCCUCAGCUUGCAAGAUUGAUUUCUGACUCAUUUUUAACCGUAGAUCCAGACUUGUUGAAUAUUGUGCAGCAAUUCGCAAAUGACCAGAAUCUUUUCUUUUCAGAAUAUACCAAAGCUCAUGUUAAGCUUUCUGAGCUUGGAUACCAUUAA